This is a messenger RNA of Polyodon spathula (Mississippi paddlefish), 1400 nucleotides long. RefSeq lists its product as uncharacterized. NCBI's taxonomy places the organism in Eukaryota, Metazoa, Chordata, Actinopteri, Acipenseriformes, Polyodontidae. Gene Ontology annotation, cellular component: lysosomal membrane; trans-Golgi network membrane. The record is from RefSeq and is a predicted model, not a curated record. The coding region runs from base 97 to 1380 and encodes 427 amino acids. Gene Ontology annotation, biological process: regulated exocytosis. The transcript is spliced from 5 exons.
GAGAAAAGUUGGACAUCACACACACAUAUAUAACCGAAUCUGGUGAUACACGUAUGUUUUGUGAAUUACCAGACCAGCCCAACUACCCCCGAAACCAUGACAUCAGCAGCCCACAUGCCCGCCAGCCAUCAGGAGCUGAAGGAGUUUGACAUCGUCAAGGAGUCCAUCAGUGACAUCAUCAACCAGCUGCAAGACAUUGACCCUGCCCGCCUGUCCUUUUCGCCCUUUCUGGACCUGGACACCCAGAUCUCACUGGCGCCCGUCUCUGACAGCCCCGAGUCCUCUGUGGAGGAGCUCAACUACCUGUCCCUCUCCUCACUGGGGACCCGCACCUCCCUGGAGCCACCAUCAGGGGGGGUGAGAGAGGAAGGGCCCGAAACAGCGUGCACGCUGGGAAGGAGACAUUCAAUAUCAAAUAAAAGGGAGUGCUCUGAAACAUCUGUGGCGCAAGAGGAAAAGGAGGGGCUAGUGGUCGUCACAGUAACGAGCGAAACAUCCUUCCUGGAUACUGUCAGGACAGAUGGCUAUAGAGACGGGACUGUCCCUCAGUCCCAGGGGGGAAUUCCGAAUGGGACAGAAGAAAAUCGCCCACAGGCGCUGAAUCUGAAUCAGUUUGAACUGACCAAUCAGGAAGCUACAAGGGAUGAGGAACAGCCAUUCCUGAGGCCGUCCCCUCACGCCGAGACCAUAGAGCUUGUUUCCCAUGGUUCCCAGGGGCAGCCUGAAGAUCAGCCCUACCUUGUGACUCUGCAAGCCUCAGACAGGGGGCGCUGUGGGUGUUGCCGGAGUGCCCGGCUCAGAGCGGUCUCCUCAGUCUGUGCUUCGCUGCUGCUCCUCCCCGCCAUGCUCUACGGACUCUACUUCUACCUGCCCUUUGACCCGCCGCUCUGCCCAGACCUGACCAGCCGAAUCACGUUCACCUUUCGCUGCUGCAUGGCUUCAGCAGCCCCCAUCAUCCUGGGUGUGCUGACAGCCGCUGUGUCUAGACUCUGCUCCCCUGCUCUCCACCCCCUGGGGGCGUGUCCACGAGGCCUCGCCCUCGAGCAGCUAUUUGUCUCCGCCUCCGUGGAGCAGCUCCUCCUCUAUGCCCUCAACCUGGUUAUUAUGGCGACUUUCCUGAAGCAGGAGCAGUUGAGGGCCGUGCCCACCCUGGCAGGCGUGUUCGGAGUUGGGAGGUUGCUGUACUGGCUCUCUCUCCAUCUCUGCAGCUCCCUGCGGGGCUUCAGCUCAGGGCUCACCUUCUUCCCCCUCUUGGCGAUGGCUGCCUUCAACCUGUUCUGUCUCUUUGAGCUGGGGCUCAAUCACCUGUUCCCUGUCCCCCAGGGAGAAGCCUUCUCAUAUACCACACCCACACCUGGCCUUGCAAUACUCGGCGGCUGACACUAGAGUGUGCCCUUGAU